UUGGCGAACCAAUCACAAGCCAAGGACGAAAUACACUUCCGGUAUCAGUUCGACUUGUGUAUUCGGUGAUAUUUCUACGUUAUAAAAGUUAAAAUUAUGAGUAUUCUUCAUCGCUCCAAGAAGCUGCUUGUAUCGGCAUUGAAAAGUAACGUGUUGCUGGAGCACACCGGGGUUUGUUCAAGCUUCAGUUCGGCCUCCAAAGCUCGUUGUUAUAGUCUGUGUCUCCCUCGACGUUUUACACCAUAUGUGUCCUCCUCAUGUCAGUAUUGGCAUCAUCAUUUAGACACCAACAGAUUAUAUUCAGAGGUGUGGAGUGAAAAUAGUUCAAGUAUCAGUACCGAUCUGUUACAAGAGGAGUCACCUAUGAUAGAAAGUGACCACAGAGACCUGAGACAAAAAUCUCCUGAGUCCUUCACUCUUGAUGUGCUGGUGUCCCUGCUUCGUCAGGAAAAUGCAGUGGACAUCUGCGUGGUGAAAGUACCAGAACAGAUCAAAUACACAGAGUACUUUAUUGUUGUCAGCGGUUUGUCACAGAGACACCUCCAUGCGAUGGCACUUUAUGCUAUCAAAGUGUACAAGUUUCUGAAGAAAGAAGGGGAGCCAAAUGUCAAAAUAGAAGGAAAGAAUGCAGAAGACUGGAUGUGUAUUGACUUUGGGAACAUGGUUUGUCACUUCAUGCUACCUGAGACCAGGGAAGUGUUCGAGUUGGAGAAACUCUGGACUCUCCGCAACUAUGAUGAGCAGCUGAUGAGCAUCCCCGCAGAGACACUACCAGAGGACUUCAUUUAUGAGGCUGAAGUCACUAAGUGACAGCACAGGACAAAUCACCUCUGUAUUUAAAUACUUAAUUACACCUUUAUAACGGAUAUAUGGAUUCAUCCUUUGCUAACCCUCUGAGGGAAAUGAAUAAGAUGAAUCAUCUCUGGACAAAAACAUUAGAUUCUGGGAAAGGAGUUCAGAAGAGGAUGCAGGAGCAGCAAUAGAAAAUACCAUAAUUAAAGUUUGAUGGUAUUUGAUUCUGCUAAAGAAAACAUGCAUGUUUUAUUUUGAUGGUUACAAAUAAAUUGUUUUUAUAUAAUUGUA
Messenger RNA from Notolabrus celidotus (New Zealand spotty), 1083 nucleotides. RefSeq names its product mitochondrial assembly of ribosomal large subunit 1 (gene malsu1). Bases 97 to 810 code for a protein of 237 amino acids. Gene Ontology annotation, biological process: negative regulation of ribosome biogenesis; negative regulation of translation. The record is from RefSeq and is a predicted model, not a curated record. The transcript has 4 exons. Lineage: Eukaryota; Metazoa; Chordata; Actinopteri; Labriformes; Labridae. Gene Ontology annotation, cellular component: mitochondrion. Gene Ontology annotation, molecular function: ribosomal large subunit binding.